Messenger RNA from Linum trigynum, 867 nucleotides. The record is from the annotation of a GenBank genome assembly. Lineage: Eukaryota; Viridiplantae; Streptophyta; Magnoliopsida; Malpighiales; Linaceae.
UGACACACAACAAGCACCAAAUUUAACAGAGCAAUGGCUUCCAAGGCAGCUGCAAUGAUGCUCUUCUUCUUGCUGGCUUGCUUCCUAUCUGCCACUUCCACCCAGGCUGCAGCCAGUUUUCAUCACAAGUCCAAGACUCACGCUCCAUCCAAGGUCCUUCCAGCUCCUGCUCACGCUCCAAUGGCGAUGGCUCCUUCGUCUCAUGAACACCAUCACCAUGUCCUUCCUCCACACAAGUCUGAAGAACACCACCACCAUCGCCAUCAUCAUCACCAUGCGCCAGAGGAGGCACCUGUUAAUCACCACGCUCAUUCGGAGAAGGCUGAGCACCACCACCACCACCACGUCUACGCUCCAGAGAUGGCACCAGCUCCAAAGGAGUCUAAGCACCAUCAUCGUCAUCAUCACCACGGCCUUGCUCCGGCUCCGGCGCCUAGGAAGUUCCUUUCUUUUUUUUGGUAGAGCGAGGCUUUUAAGUGCUGUUGUUACAUGAUGAUCAAUGAUAUGAUCUGGUGGAAGACUUUGUUGCUGUGGUUUUAGGGAAACAAUAAAUUAAGAACUUAGAAAUACUGAUUGCCUUUGUGUCAGUUGGUUGGUCACAUACUGUCCUGUUUAUUCAGGAUAGGUUUGUUUGGUCGUUUUUUCUUAUGUUAGAGAGUCUGUGACUGUGAUCAGGUAGUGAUCGUGGCUCGUGUCUGUGUAAGGAACACUACUGCUUAUCAUGGUGUUUAUCAAAGUGACAUGAGUAAUAAUCAUUAAUCAUCAAGACCUUUAUCAUGGUCAAUUUCCUUGUUGAAUAUGGUACAAUUAUGGACACAAACAGGGCAGUGAUGGCGUAGGAAAGAACAAUAUAGAUGUUAUAAUGAU